ACGGGCUUUCUCUUACUUGGUUUUUAUUCUUGCUGCCACUUGUUCUCCAUCAUUAAGGUUUCUCUUGAGGAGUUUCAAAAAGGCUUUUGUUCCUUCCUCUUGGCAUGAAGUGCAGUGGAGACCCUGGGAGGCAAAGCCCAUGACCUAGUGGUGUGGGAUGCCCUCCUGCCAGCCAAGGCCUUUCCCAUCCUGCCCAUAUCCCAUGAGAUGGCAUCCUUCACAUCCUGCUCCUGCUUGUAUCCCAUGAGACAGUGUUGGAACUGGUUGAAUGACCUGGAAAGUGACAUUCCCACUGGCAGGGCAAGGCAGGUUGCUGCCAGAGAGAACAGCAGAGGUGGUGGCAGAGCCCAAGCAGGUAGCACCCCAUCUUUGGGCUGCACGUGGUAAAAGGGAGGUGGUUUCAGCUUUCCACCUCUGAUAGUCAUGAGUUUAAGGAGAGAAGAAGGUGGGUCCACAACUGCAUUUGCUCUCUGGGGUUCCCAUGGCUGGAGGGCCGAGCAGACUCCCACUUGGGUGGUGCUGAGCAGUGGCUGGAGCCGUGCCUGGUCAGCAAGGUGGGAUUUUUGUGGUGCUCAGUGCUGUUCCAGCAUCCUGGGCCAGCAGGGAGCUGCAGGCUCUGCCCCCCAUGCCCUCCGUGUCCCGCAGCACGUGAGGAAGCCUCGUGAUGUCAUGCCAGGAGAGGCUGAUGUCAUUUAAUGAAGGCAGCUGGAGAAAGGGAAUGAGUUUAGACCAAAGACUGCACUUUUAUUUUAGGCCUCCUGGCCACGUGUGACAGCCAGCAAUCACCAAGGACGUCCUAGAGCAGCGUGAGCACUGCCCAGCAGCAGCUGGAGGGGCAGCUACAGUGCCUAAUGAAGUGAUUGCAGCUCAGUUUGAAGCAGAAAUCAAAGGCAUUAUUCAAUCUUGAAAUAUGGAUUGUGAAUAUCCUCUUGUGAGAAAGAAUUUAUUGAUCUGAUGUCGCAGAUUUAAGGUUGUUAUUAGUUCAUACCUUUUACCUGGAAAAUCUUUCCAGUUUGUAAAAGGUUCAUUUUGCUACAUUUUGCCCUUUAUUAUGUAGAGGGGGAAAAAAACCCCACCAAGCAUGAUCACACAGAAAAUGUGAAAAAUGAUGCUUUUAAAAGCCAUACGUGAAUACCUGCUUUGAAAAUCCUCAGUCUCUCUGCUGAAGGGGAUUAAAACAAAGCAGAAAUGGAGAGGAGGCUUCUGCCUACUCUGGACUCAUUUAAAUAUGCCGAGAGCUUCCUCCAUUUUAAUCUUCCUUAUAGAAAAAGAUGGCUGUGUUGCUGAAGCCAGGAGCAUUCUUUUUUUGUGUGGCACAGUUCAGCUGAGCCAGGCUGAUGUGGAGUGGGGACCCCCUUCAGCCAGCUAAGCAGCCAGGAGGAUUCAUAAUUCAUAAGUGCUCCCAGCCAUCCAGCCGAAUCCGUUUGGAUUAGUUCUCGUUUCUUCGUGCAAUCCCCGAUUUCAUUAUUCUCUCCUGCGAGCAAAUACACCCACGUUCAGCCCUCUGCAAAGAUGCUCUGCCAAGCUUGGCUUUGUCUGGGACCAGCGACCGCUGGGCUUUGGGGGAUCUCUGGCUUUGAGGAGUGCUGAUUUUUUUUGUCCUGGCUGGGGAAGGGGGUGUCCGGGAGCCCCGGGAGCUCUCCUGCCUGACCGGCGAUUUCUCCGGGAGCGUUUGUGGACGGUGCCGUGGAGUUUUCCAAAAUGCCUGAAGCAAACUAUUUGUUAUCUGUAUCUUGGGGUUACAUUAAGUUCAAGAGGAUGCUGAACCGGGAGCUGACACACCUCUCCGAGAUGAGCCGCUCCGGCAACCAGGUGUCCGAGUACAUUUCCAACACUUUCCUGGACAAGCAGAAUGAUGUGGAGAUUCCUUCUCCCACCCAGAAAGACAGAGAGAAGAAGAAAAAACAGCAGCUCAUGACACAGAUCAGUGGAGUGAAGAAAUUAAUGCACAGUUCAAGCUUAAAUAACACCAGCAUUUCACGUUUUGGUGUGAAAACAGAAAAGGAAGACCAUCUGGCCAAGGAACUGGAAGAUCUGAACAAGUGGGGUCUCAACAUCUUCAAUGUUGCGAGGUACUCCCACAACCGGCCGCUCACCUGCAUCAUGUAUGCGAUAUUCCAGGAGCGAGAUCUGCUGAAGACCUUCAAGAUCUCCUCAGACACUUUCGUAACGUACAUGAUGACUCUGGAAGACCAUUACCACUCGGACGUGGCUUACCACAACAGCCUCCAUGCUGCUGAUGUUGCCCAGUCUACCCAUGUUCUGCUCUCUACCCCUGCACUGGAUGCUGUCUUCACUGAUUUGGAAAUCCUUGCUGCAAUUUUUGCAGCUGCCAUUCAUGAUGUGGAUCACCCCGGGGUCUCCAAUCAAUUUCUUAUUAAUACAAAUUCUGAACUGGCCCUGAUGUACAACGACGAGUCUGUCUUGGAGAACCACCACCUUGCUGUGGGCUUCAAACUGCUUCAAGAGGAGCACUGUGACAUCUUCCAGAACCUGACCAAGAAGCAGCGUCAGACGCUCAGGAAGAUGGUGAUUGACAUGGUAUUGGCAACGGAUAUGUCCAAGCAUAUGAGCCUGUUAGCUGAUCUGAAGACUAUGGUGGAAACUAAGAAAGUGACCAGUUCAGGAGUCCUCCUUCUGGACAACUACACAGACAGAAUACAGGUUCUCCGAAAUAUGGUACAUUGCGCGGACUUGAGCAAUCCCACCAAGUCUCUGGAGCUGUACCGGCAGUGGACGGACAGGAUCAUGGAGGAGUUCUUCCAGCAGGGAGACAAGGAGAGGGAAAGGGGGAUGGAAAUCAGCCCCAUGUGCGACAAGCACACGGCGUCAGUGGAAAAAUCCCAGGUGGGAUUCAUUGACUACAUCGUCCAUCCACUCUGGGAGACGUGGGCUGACCUGGUGCAGCCCGAUGCCCAGGACAUCCUGGACACGCUGGAGGACAACAGGAACUGGUACCAGAGCAUGAUACCUCAGAGCCCCUCUCCUCCACUGGAGGAGCAGGGCAGGGACUGCCAGAACCUGAUGGAGAAGUUCCAGUUUGAACUGACGCUGGAGGAGGAGGAUUCGGACGGGCCGGAGAAGGACGGCGAGAGCAUCGGCUACUUCAGCAAUACAAAGACACUCUGCGUGGCUGCUCCAGGGGAGGAGGAUUCACAGAGGGAGGCAAACAUAGAAAUUGUGACAGAGGACACGUCUCCUGUUGACACAUAAUGUCCUGUACCCAUGUGAGUGGAUUUUAAACGCUUAACAAGCAUGCAAGCAGUCUGACGGACUGGCCUGCAGCCUGGGUCCGAGGCCUGUGUCUAACACUGGCUGCAAGAUCUUCCCAGCUACUUGAGAUUGGAGUCAGGGUUAAAGAUCGUGUAGUGAAUGAUUGCUCAGGAAAUUAACAGGUGAUUGACGUUGUGGUUUAAGCCUUGUCAGCCAAGAGCAUCGUGUUGUCCUGGAGCUGGCUUGGGUCAUGACUGAAGAGUAAAUGACACACAACUGAGAGAUUUUAUACUGUUAGUUUUGGAAUUUAUACCAGUUAGACCGAUAGAAACUACUGAUUAAUAACUCUCCAUAUAAAACCUGUCCACCUGACCACCUGUCUGCAGACCUGUGUGCCUUCUUUGUAAACACUUUCAUGUCUUUUCAAGAGUCUGUUAAUUACAUACACGGAGUUUAGGAUACAAAGCGACACAAAGUGUUUCAAAAUUGACCGAUACUUUUUUGAUUCUUCCUGUUACAAGAAGCAGUCUUCCUUUUUUUCACGGCAAUACCUGUCACUUUAUUGCAGGUAAUCACUUUUACAGACUAAAUGGAAGGGAAACCCCUCUGUUUUGCAUCCCUGCACCUCUAGUGGUCUUCUUAACACCCCAGGCGACCCGUCUGAAGUCACUUCAUGCCAUUGCGCACCAUCUCUGUUGGCUUGCUGGGCCUCAGGGUGUUGCCUCCUCGGCGGGGUUGUGGUUUUGGUGUGUGCAGGACAGAGGGGGUUUGUUUCCAUGGCACAGCACACGUGUGUCCAGCCCGCUCAGGCAGCGUGCGACGCCCCGUCCCCCUCGGCAGCUCCUUGGCUCAGUGGACGUUGCACGCUCGGGUCUUUGUGUUUCUCCUGCCCCACCGGUCACCUCUCCUAGGUUUUAGGUCCACCGUCCUCCUCCUGCACUGCCUUGAGCUCUAACACCUCCAUUACUGUUUAUAACAGUGUAUUUAUUACGUCAUGUAUAUACUGUAAUGUUUUGUAAGUUAUUAAUUUAUAUGAAUUAGCCUUGCCUGUCGGCGGCGACGCUAAUGGUGUAGAAAACUCGGAACAAGAGUUGCCUUUUUUUUGUUGUUGUUGUUUUGUUUUCUUGUAACCUUUUGUAUUGCAUAAAAUACAAGAACCUGAACAUAGCUGAAGAGACAGACGCAACCCAGGAAGGGCAUUUGGGUGGCAGCCACCCGUGGGGGGGGUGGGGGGGGGUCAUCUCCAUGGCCAACCUGGGGGGGAGGGAACCAGACCCCCGGGCAGCGGGUGAGCGGUUGGAAGUCGGAGGCUGUAAAACCUCGAGGUGUGUGGGAGGGUGAGAACCCCCCCAAAAAUAACAACCCCCCCCCCCCCCCACGAACGGGCCAGCUUAUAAAUGUCACGUUCCAAUUUCUGAACAACCCAAUGUGAAUUUCUAUGACAAAAAAAAAAUGUGAACUGAUGUAAUAAUUGUGCUGUGAAACUUCUUCUGACAAAGCUUGUCCGGCAUCGUGAGCCGUGUCAAUCUCAGUUUGUAAAAUAAUGUUUCAAGCUUUUGGUCCAACUCGUGACUAACUAGUUAAUGAAAAUAGCACAGUUGUGCAUGAUCAAUGGGUUUGUAUGUCUGUUGAACACUGCAUUGUUCCAGGUGGUUAUUUUAUUGUUUCCAAAAAGUUUCACACAAUGUAUGUUAUAGUAUUAUAUAUUGUGUUCAGAUGCAUUCUUAAGAGAUUUUUAUAUGAAGUGAAUAAAUGAAAGCAUGACCCUG
Messenger RNA from Apus apus (common swift), 4982 nucleotides. RefSeq names its product phosphodiesterase 4B (gene PDE4B). The transcript has 10 exons. NCBI's taxonomy places the organism in Eukaryota, Metazoa, Chordata, Aves, Apodiformes, Apodidae. The record is from RefSeq and is a predicted model, not a curated record. Gene Ontology annotation, biological process: signal transduction. The coding region runs from base 1702 to 3213 and encodes 503 amino acids. Gene Ontology annotation, cellular component: nucleus; cytosol; perinuclear region of cytoplasm. Gene Ontology annotation, molecular function: 3',5'-cyclic-AMP phosphodiesterase activity; transmembrane transporter binding.